This is a messenger RNA of Phasianus colchicus (ring-necked pheasant), 3228 nucleotides long. RefSeq names its product ras-like GTP-binding protein rhoA. Gene Ontology annotation, biological process: small GTPase-mediated signal transduction. Gene Ontology annotation, molecular function: GTP binding; GTPase activity. Lineage: Eukaryota; Metazoa; Chordata; Aves; Galliformes; Phasianidae. The record is from RefSeq and is a predicted model, not a curated record.
UCCUCUGCUCUUCUACCAUCCACAAAAGAAGAAUAACUCGUUUUGUACUUCAUCUUUGUUUUGAAGGAAUGGCUGCUGCUAGGAGAAAGCUUACUGUAGUUGGAGAUGACUGCUCUGGUAAGACGUGCCUCCUCUUCGCUCUGUGUCACAAUCAGCUCCCCACAUUCUACGAGCCAACCCUGUUUGACACGUAUGCCACUGACAUAGAGGAAGAUGGGAAGGAGAUGAAACUAUUUCUGUUUGACGUGUCAGAAAAAGAUGAAGCCAGUUACCGAAAUCUCCGCUCAGUGUUCUAUGAGGACACCAACAUUAUUUUAAUAUGUUUCUCAGUGGACAGGCCUGACUCGCAGCAAAACGUCCUUGACUUUUGGGUUCCAGAAAUCAAACUGUUUUGCCCCACGGUUCCUAUUAUUUUGGUGGCUACCAAGAUUGAACUGAGGGAUGAUGAAGGUAUCAGAAAGAAAUUAGCUGCUCAAGGCUAUGAGCCGAUUAACACUGUAAAAGGAAAAGCUUUAGCUGCCAGGAUUGGGGCAUAUGCUUACCUGGAGUGUUCUGCCAAGACAAAAGAAGGUGUUGAUACCGCCCUGGAGAUAAUUAGCCAAUGUGCAUUAAAUGAGAAAAAGAGGAGAAAGAAGCGCCAAAGGUCCUGCCAAAUUUUGUAAGAGGCACAAAUACUAUUUUGUUUUUAGUUUUCAUUAUGUGGAAGAGUGAGUAGAUGUCUUCGAUGAUGUUGUAUGGGUGCUGUAAGGGCUUUUAUGGUACAAGAUGGAAAAAACAUUUAUGUGGAUGGAAAGUCUGCAAAGUCUCUCACUUGAAAAGUUGGAUUUGUUUCCUAUUCCAAAGCAGGCUGAAGAAUACAAUUCCAGGUUUGAGCUGAGCACCAGUCUUAAAAAAUGGAAAUGAACAAGCUACAGUUCUUCACAGAGUUGUCUUGGUCAAGGGAGAUAUAUACAGACUGGGACAAUCAUGAGUGCAUGGAGGUCAGUGAAUCUAAUCAUUACUUCCUGGUAAUCAUGACUUCCUUUGGUGGCAAGCAGCUGUGCUGAGAAGGUUUACUAGUGUGCACUCCCUUCCAUACGCUUCUUUGAAGAAUGCCCUUAGGGAAUAGAGUCACUACACAGACACUCACAUACACAUGUAUCCAGUAGUCUGCUGUUCUAAUAGGAAUGGCUUUCUGACUGGCAGAACAGGUCUAACUUUUCGCAGGAUUCAUUCACAGAUCUGACCUGGCUUGGUUCCAUAAAUGCACUAGGGAUACAAUAUAUAGUAUAGAGUGCAACGAAGGCAGUGCUAUGUACUUCUUCAGGCACAGGUAAAACAGUUUACCCAAGGAACUGGGAUAAAGCAGCCUGGGUCUGAGUUAAGAUCCUUUUCUUAACGGAAUUCUUACCUUAAAAUGAGAGAGGCAAAGAGACCUGACUUCAGUGUCUAAAAUUCUUUAGAAGUCUCCAUGGUUUGAGCGUGUCUUAAAUCUUCCUACCUUUCCUUAGCACUUGCAGGCUGAAAACAUGAAGUAAAAGGAAUGCUGACAUCUACACUCUCUGCUUUGCAAGUCAUUGACAAUUUGGAAAGAGACUAAAACAUGCUGUCAACCUAAGCAGAGAAUCUCAGGGAAGCACAAAGAUGAGGCAAGAUGGAAAGACUUUGAGUGCAUCUCCAUGCUCUUCCCUUCUCCGAAGCACUGUUUGCUGCCAGCCCAAGGAACUGAUUUACAGACUGACAUUAAAGGUGCAAGUCUGGGAGAUAAAAGAUAAUGUAACUAUGGGAUUUGGAGACAGAUGCUAUAACAGGAAAUGAACAUAAAAAAGUUCAAAGGUAAACUCCUGAUAAAGGGACAGGGCUAAUUGAGCGUAACUGUUGUGAACCAGGAGAAUGUGGAAGUGCAAUACUUUCUUUUGCUGACUUACCUAGUGGUGGUUUCAUCACUCAGCAGCUUGUCUAAAGUUUCCCAGGGGAAAACAAGACUAAACACAAAAUGUUUCACUGAUUAUGCAACCUGCAGCUAUACCCUUAGCAAACUAGUUUUCCCAGAUUACAGACCUAGUAAAAUACACACUUCAUAUUUUUCUUGCCCAUACUUCCCACCAACAUCUGUCUAUUGAUAGUAACAUGUAUAGAAAUACCAGAGUUGGCCAGGUAUUAUUGAGUGGGUUGCUGCUACUUUUUAGUAGUAGAUUUGAGUAACAAAUGUUUUAAGGAUGAUGCUUUACAUUUCCAAAGAAUCUCUGAGCUCUAUUCAACUUGAAUUACGAAUCCAUUUCUUGGUGAUAAAAAAAGUGUUACUUCCAUUUUCCAAACUGAGAAACUUAAAUUGUUGCCUAAAGUAAGUGUGAACCAUCUACUACAUGGAGUUCCUGUUUUUCUUUAUUCAUUUUCUUCACCCUUUUCCCUCUGGAGACAAUUUUUCACCUCAAUUUCUUCCACUCUGUAAUAAUCCCCUCUAUGCAACUUGAUAUUGUACACAAAUUUAAAACCAUUUUCCCCUUUCCUCCUUGGAUGUGUGUUCUGUGCAUAAGUGCUCUACAGAUUCAGGUAACGACAUACAUUAAUGCAUUUCAAAGAGCUGUAUUUAUGUAGAUAGGUUUAAAUUGUUAUUUCCAUUUUAUAUGUGUAUGUGUGGGUGAGGAGGAUUAGACUGCAGGUAGGCUGAAGAACACAGGUCUCGUGCUUCUGAUGUAGGGUGUUAAUCUGGAGAAAGACCGCUUUGCAAAGAUGGUAAGCACUGUCUGCUCCCACUGUUUGGAAAGCACAACCACUUUGGUGAAUCUCAAGUUACACUGCCUGUUCUUAGUAGGAUACGGGUCAGCAUGUUGAUGAGAAUCUGUUUUCAAUCCAAGAAAACAAGUUUUUUCUUGAGAAGAGUGCUUUGCUCAAGAAAAGAGUAGCUGGUCAAUGGCUCUGUGUCCAAGGGGAAGUGAGUCACAAGUGGUGUCCCUCUGGGGUCCAUCUUUGGGUGGUGCCCUUCAGCACCUUUAUCAGUGACCUAGGCAGUGGGAUCAAGAGUAUCCUCAUUAUAUUUGAUGAAGACACCAAGCAGAGUGGUGCAGCUGAUAAAACAGAAGGAAGGGAGGCAUCCAGAGGGACCUGGACAGAUUUGAAAAGUGGGCCUGUGUGAACAUAAUGAGGUUCAACAAGGCCAAGUGCAAGGUGCUGCACUUCGGUCGGAGCAAUCCCAGGUAUGGGUACAGACUGAGAGAAGAACUCAUUGAGAGCACUGCUGAGGAGAAG